UUAUCUUAUCUCUCCCGUCAUUUAGUUAAAUGUUGUUACAGUGGCCUAUUGUGUGUAACUUCAGGAACACUUCGGUUGUUGUAGGCGAGAAACUACUAUGGAACUUUGUGAGAACUUCUAGUAGAUACAAAAUUAUAAGACUUUGUAGUGUCAGUAAACCAGUGUAUAAUUCUACUGCAAGAAGUGAGGGAGAGAUGCCCGUAAUAUACAAAAUAUGUAUCGGUGUGGCUUUAUUCUGUGGUAUUAAAUGGGUACUAAAUAAAUUAUUCCCAGAUCAUCCAAAGGACCAUUCUCCAGCAAGAACACACAGACCAAGACCUGUAUAUGAAGAUCAAUUGUGGCCUAGGGAAGUAAUAAGAACUAACCGUCCUUCUGGCAGUCAUUUAAAUUCUUACUGGCAAACCUCUUUCGAGCAUCAUGCAGAGGACCAUUCUCCAGCAAGAACACACAGACCAAGACCUGUAUAUGAAGAUCAAUUGUGGCCUAGGGAAGUAAUAAGAACUAAUCGUCCUUCUGGCAGUCAUUUAAAUUCUAACUGGCAAACCUCUUUCGAGCAUCAUCCAAAGAAAGAACGCUUGGUGAAGACACAGGUUGAAGGUCUAGUGGAGGCCAGUUCUACAGAGGAGUUCACGGUGAAAAAAUUAAUUCUGAAAACACUUCCAAAUGUCCAAAUAACAAAAAUAAUGAAAGUAAACAACACCUUUCUGGAAGCUUUGUACGAGUUGAAGAAAGAAGAGUACAUAUCUCGCUACAGGGGCAGAGUGAUAGAAAAAGUACUAUUACAUGUCACUGGAGUAACAAAUGUAAAAUACAUAAUUAAAGAUAAUUUUGACUGGCGCAGAGUUUCAAGAGGAAAAUUUGGGUUAGGAACAAGCUUUUCAGAUGAUGCAAAAUAUGCAAAUCAUUAUGCUAAUAUAAACAUUGGUAAUAAUCGAGUAUUCAUCAUUACUAAGGUGUUGGUCUCAAAAGAAAUCAGAGGACAGCAAAAUCUUCUGAUUCCUAUGUACAACUAUGACACUACAACUGGAAAUGGCAAAAAAGUAUAUGUUAAGUUUUGUGACAAUGAAACUCUCCCUAUUUUUGUAGCAUAUUACAGUAACGAAACUUUACCUAAAAGAUAAAUAGAUAAUCAGAAUCAUUUUCUUAAUAAUUAUUGAAGUAGUUUACAACUAUAUAUCAAUGUCUUAGAUCUAUGUAUAUAUAUUUUUAUAUGUGAUUUAAAUCAUAAAAAUAUGGUAAUCAUAUUCUUAUACGCUUAUUCAGCCUUGAAUAUCAGCUAAAAUAUCUCUUUAAAAAAUUGUAGACAAUAUUUUUUAUUUAAAACUUGACUUUUAUACUUUUAACUUGAAAUAUAGCAAUAAUAAACUUAUUUUUUAAUUUUUCA
This is a messenger RNA of Homalodisca vitripennis (glassy-winged sharpshooter), 1384 nucleotides long. RefSeq lists its product as uncharacterized. The transcript has 7 exons. Gene Ontology annotation, molecular function: NAD+ poly-ADP-ribosyltransferase activity. The record is from RefSeq and is a predicted model, not a curated record. Lineage: Eukaryota; Metazoa; Arthropoda; Insecta; Hemiptera; Cicadellidae. The coding region runs from base 30 to 1121 and encodes 363 amino acids.